Cotesia congregata is the source of this 711-nucleotide messenger RNA. The record is from the annotation of a GenBank genome assembly. Lineage: Eukaryota; Metazoa; Arthropoda; Insecta; Hymenoptera; Braconidae.
AUGCCUAUAGCCUCCAUACUCGCUGCUGCCUGCUGCUCGUAUGUACCUGAUAAUUCACAUUGUUGCAUGUACUUCAAAGUCAAGUCGUUAGAUGUCAUAUUUGUCGUUUUUUCAUGCACUCAGUCCUUGGUUACUUAUAUACAAGGUCAGUCGCCAAAACCUCGCAUACGAGAAUAUUUUUAUUUUAUCAAUCAUCAAGGAAUGUUAUUUUUAGAUGAUGCUCGGAUGAAAAAUUUUACAUCUUGUUUUAAAGAAAAAAAAUUUCUUACGUUUUUUUUCAAACGACUUAAGAUAAAUGAUUCAAAUCGGUAUGCCAAUGAUUUUCCAUAUUUAUCAUUAUGUGGCAAAGAAAUAAAUUAUGUAAGAUGUGAUAAUUUGCCAAUAGUUUUUACUCAUGUAAUUCAAUACAAAAAUGGUUCAGACUUUUUAAGUUAUGGCUAUACGGAAGAUUCUUUAAUGGUACCAUUCGAGCCAAACAAACUAUUUAUGAACAUUCAAACUGGGAAAGUUUAUCAUCCAGGACCAAUAACAGCAAAUGGAAUAGGUCUUAUCAGAUCAAAACUCGGUAUAGAAUUAAGUUCAUAUUUUGAAUUUGACAAUGGUGAGAAUCAAGCCCCUACACAUUUUAAUUGGAAUGGAAAAAGACAUUCUCUUGAGGAACAAUGGUAUCGAGAUAAACUUCAUUUGUUGAAAAAUAAUACUGAGAUAUAA